AUGAUCCCCACCCGCGUAACAUUGGCAACUCGCCAUGCAAAGCGUGCCGGCAUUGUUGCGCAGACCUCUUCCAAGCUCCGGACUCUUGCGACGGUGGCUCCCGUGACCUCCGUAGCUCGGAACCACAAGGUCGUCGUCGUUGGUGGCGGCAGUGCUGGCCUGGCCAUUAGCCAUCAGCUGCUCCGGACUGGUCACUUUGCCCAGGACGACAUCGCCAUCGUCGACCCUGCGAAAUGGCACCACUACCAGCCCGGAUGGACCCUGGUAGGCGGCGGACUCAAGUCUAAGCAAGAAUUGCGAAGACCGAUGGAUAGCUUGAUCGACCCGAAGCUUAAGUUUUAUCAACAAGCCGUUAGCACCUUUUCCCCGAAAGAGAACAGCAUCAAGUUGGGAAGUGGCGAUGAGCUCGCAUACGAACAGCUUGUCGUCGCCCCAGGCAUCAAUAUUGACUACGGUAGCAUCAAGGGAUUGCCCGAAGCAUUGGGGGAUCCGAACUCGCUCGUUUCUUCCAUCUACGGCUACGACACAUGCGACAAAGUAUUUGGUACUUUCGAGAAGCUCCAGAAGGGAAAUGCCAUCUUCACCCAGCCAGCCGGCGCAAUCAAGUGUGCUGGCGCACCUCAAAAGGUUAUGUGGCUUGCACUGGAUUACUGGAAGCGUUUGGGUCUGUACAACCCCGGCAACACUGCUGCCUCACCGAUCAAGAUCAGUUUUGCUACUGGAAUCCCGGCCAUGUUCGGCGUACCCAAGUAUAGCGCUAAGCUUGAGGAGUUGAGGAAGGAGAGGGGCGUCGAGGGACUUUUCCAGCACGAUCUCGUCGCUGUUGAGGGCAACACUGCGACCUUCUCACGUCCCGACGGGAAGGACAAAGUGACAAAGCAGUUUGAUCUUUUGCACGUUGUUCCUAAGAUGGGGCCUCAUGCAUUUGUCAAGAACAGCCCACUCGCUGACGCAGCUGGUUUUGUUGAUGUCGAUCAAGCCACAACGCGCCACACCAUGUACCACAACGUCUGGUCAUCAGGUGAUGCGUCCAGUUUACCCACCUCAAAGACUGCCGCAGCAAUCACAUCGCAGGCUCCAAUCUUGGUCAACAAUCUGUUGCGGUCGCUGGAUGGAAAGGAACCUGAACCAAAAUACGAUGGCUACACCUCAUGCCCGCUCACAACCGAGUAUGGCAAGGUCUUGCUUGCAGAAUUCAAGUAUGGUGGAGUUCCCAAGGAAACUUUUGGAGAUUUGAUCGGGUUCGAUCAGGCAGUUCCCCGUCGUGCGUUCUAUCAUUUGAAAAGGGACUUCUUCCCGUGGGUAUACUACAACUCCAUGGUGAAGGGUACUUGGGGUGGCCCUAAUGGCUGGAUGAACUAG
Messenger RNA from Colletotrichum spaethianum, 1362 nucleotides. RefSeq names its product sulfide:quinone oxidoreductase, mitochondrial. Lineage: Eukaryota; Fungi; Ascomycota; Sordariomycetes; Glomerellales; Glomerellaceae. The record is from RefSeq and is a predicted model, not a curated record. Gene Ontology annotation, molecular function: FAD binding; sulfide:quinone oxidoreductase activity. The transcript has a single exon. Gene Ontology annotation, cellular component: mitochondrion. Bases 1 to 1362 code for a protein of 453 amino acids.